Anolis sagrei ordinatus is the source of this 5559-nucleotide messenger RNA. RefSeq names its product cysteine and histidine rich domain containing 1 (gene CHORDC1). Lineage: Eukaryota; Metazoa; Chordata; Lepidosauria; Squamata; Anolidae. The record is from RefSeq and is a predicted model, not a curated record.
GCACGAGAGACCGAGAAGCCUUUUCCCGUCUUUAGUCCGUCAGUGAACCAGCCAGGUACCGGCUCUGCCUUUCCUUGCCGGCUUUUUUCACUUCCCUCCCCUUUCGGGCCUUCGUUCCUCUCCUUCAUGGCUCAGCUCUGCUACAACCGAGGCUGCGGGCAGCGCUUCGACCCCGAAACCAACCGGGAAGAUUCCUGCACAUAUCACCCAGGAGUACCAGUCUUUCAUGAUGCUCUUAAAGGUUGGUCAUGCUGUAAAAGAAGAACUACAGACUUCUCCGACUUUUUAAGCAUUGUGGGUUGCACCAAGGGUUUCCAUAAUAGUGAAAAGCCCCCUGAACCUGUUAAACCAGAAGUUAAAACUACCUCUGAACAAAAAGAAUUGAACUUGAAACCAAAAUUUCAAGAACACAUAAUUCAAGCACCAAAGCCAGUGGAAACCAUUCAAAGACCAAGCCCAGAUGAGCCGAUGAGUUGUUUGCAGCUGAAAGUUUCGGCUUCUCUGAAACAAGUAUUAGAAAAAUUGAAAUUGUCAACGGGAAAUGAAAUAAAAAAAGAAGAAGAUAGUGAUGAGAUAAAGAUUGGGACUACAUGUAAAAAUGCAGGAUGUGCAAAGACAUUUGAAGGACCACACAGCAUGGAAGAAACAUGUACAUACCACAUGGGUGUACCUAUAUUUCAUGAAGGGAUGAAAUACUGGAGCUGUUGCAAGAGGAAAACAUCAGAUUUCAAUACUUUCUUGUCUCAAGCGGGUUGCACUACAGGAACACAUGUGUGGAUUAAGAAGGAUUCAAAGAAAGUGAUUCCAUGCAGGCAUGAUUGGCAUCAGACUGGAGGUGAAGUGACCAUUUCAAUCUAUGCUAAGAAUUCAGUUCCUGAAUGUAGCUAUGUAGAAGCAAAUAGCACUAAGCUAAAUAUCCAUAUUGUAUUUGAAGGCGAUAAGGAAUUUAAUCAGAAUCUCAGCUUAUGGGGGGUGAUCGAUGUGAAAAGGAGUUAUGUAAAUAUGACAGCGACAAAGAUUGAGCUCACUAUGCGGAAAGCUGAGCCCAUGUUAUGGGCAGGCUUGGAAUUCCCAGUGUCAAAAAUAAAAGAGAAACAGCAGCAGAACAUUGCAGAGCAAGCUUGAAAUCUGAAAAAAAGAUAGUUGUUGCUUCUGAAGUGGUGACUUGACAUUAUAAUACAAAUUAUUUUAUAUGCAAUUGCUUUUGCAAAAUUCUGCAUUCCAAAGACGGUUAGAAGUGCUAUGUUUUUCAAUAGAGCAACAGAUUACUUGUUUUGUUGUACUGAGCCUUAUCAGCCCAAGGCUUUGUGAACUUCAAUUUUUGGGCAGUCAGUUGUCUAUAGAAUGAGAUGUUCUGGCUUCCAGUUGUCCAAGAUAGAUAUACCUUCAACAACAGUUUUUGAAAAAUCCUACAUGGUGGCAUUAAAAGAAACUUGCUUGACUUACUUCUGUGCUUCGAGAACUUGUGCCUUAGUUUCCUAGUCUUCGCAUAGAACAAGUUCUCGUUUAAAGAGUAAACCGGCAUCUUGGUGGCACCACUUAGGACUAUUUGAAUAUUCUUCCAUUUGGAGAAUGCAUUCCAAAAAUUAAUAUAUGGCAUCUAAUUUUGUAUGUUAUUUAUUUGGUCAUGUGUAGUAGCAUUCACAGACCUGGAAUACAAAGUUGCCAUUUCAGUAAAAACAAGGUCUUAUUUUUUUAUGUGUUACAAAGGAUUGGGUGACUAUCUUCCUGAAUGGAUUUAGUCCAAUAAAAUUUUACUUAUACUUUUAUGAUUAUAUAAUUUCAAUCCCAAGUGUGCAUUUAACUCGAAUUUGUCCAAAAAGAAGAAAUGGGAACUAUAAGAUACAAGACUUUCCUAAUCCAAUGGUCAUUGAACUAGAUCAGUGGUUCUCAACCUGUGGGUCCCCAGGUGUUUUGACCUUCAACUCCCAGAAAUCCCAGCCAGUUUACCAGCUGUUAGGAUUUGUGGGAGUUGAAGGCCAAAACAUAUGGGGAGCCACAGGUUGGGAACCAUUGAACUUGAUGAAGAUGUUAGUCUUUAUAUCUUACACAGAUAACUCAGUUAUGAAAAUUCAGUUGAAACUUCAUUUAGGUUUUAAGAUAAUGUAUUUAGUAUUUUGAUUCUGCAACAUCAUUACCAGGUUUUCUAUCCAUAACAAGGGUUCCACAAGAGUUAUUAUCAUCUUUAGGCAGAUCUAAAUUCUGUACACACAUGUAACUAUGUCAUCUUCCUUGUUCUGGGUAGCAUAAAAACAGAAUUAACAGGAACAGUCUCAUGAAACAGGACUUACCCUAUUAAACUACGUAAAACACAUCACCCCCUGGCACAAACCUAAAAGGUUUCUGCUGAAAAGAAGAGUUUUAGUCUGCUGCCAGGAUAGCAAGGAGGGGACCAUUCUGGCUCUCUGGGAAGAAGAGAGUUCCAGAGUCAAGGGGCAUUUGCCACUGAGAAGGAAGGCCCUCUCUCUUGUUCCCACCAACCAAGGUUGAGAUGGAGUUGGGACCGAGAGAAGGACCUCUCCUGAAGAUCUCAGGGCCCAGCAGUUUCGUACCAGGAGAUACUAUCCGCCAGAUAGCCAGGACCUGAGUUGUAUAGGGUUAUAUAGGUCAUAACCAGCACUUUGAAUUGUGCCUGAAAACAAACAGUGAAGCUGUUGCAAUGGGAGGAUGUGCAGAUGAUUUCUAUACUGUGUGAUCGUACGGUAUCAUAGGAAACGGAGGAAGAAUAGAAUAUUCCCCUGUGUUCCUUUGGGUUUCAGGGUAUAUGGCCAUGCCAUUGAGCUACUAAGUUGCCUCUCAAUGUGAUCUCCAAAACUGGAGACAAAGGGCUUUGCCAAAGAAUUGGGGCAGACACUCUAGGAAUGUCAGCACUUCAGGUAGUUGUCUUGUAUGUCCUUAUGUUUUCUCCAUAGUAAGAUAAUGCUAUACUACAGAUAUCUGUAAAGAUUUAUUAAAUUUUGUCUGCUAUACAUCAGAAUGCAUGGAACCAGAUACUUUACAAAGUUGCCUGUGCUCUUUUUGUAUGUUAAAUAACUAAUCCUUGUAGUAAAACCAGGCUUUGAGGCCGUACAUUUCAGUUACUACAUAAAUCUGAACUACACCUAGCAUUUCACUCUCUUCAUUGCUUGAUGAUAUCUGAAAUAAUAAUCUUUUCUUGCCCAUGCAUCAGCCUCUUUGAGUUUUGGGAGAGAGGUAUGAUGCAAGUAGAAUUGGAAGUAUUUGGAAUGAAUUAAAAGGGGUUGGGCAAGUUCUUGGAAAACUAGCAGAUGUAUAUCACACGGAGCAUAGAUUAUUCAUUCUAACUUGGAAGUUUACCGACAGGAUUCAAAAAGCUAAGAAUUUGAAGAUGGAACAAAGUUUCUGUAGAAAUCGUACAGUAUUUAAGCAUUUUCUCAGUGGUCAUGUUUCUAUGUACAUAUGUAGAAAAGUAUUCAUUGCUUUUAUUCUGAUAUUUCCAAAGAACUUGUGUCAGGAAAAUUGGUAAAAUUAUAUUUGAAUGUAAACCAGUACAUUGUCUGCAAUGUCUGAAGUAGUUUUUGCAGUCUUUUUGACAAAAAAAGCUAAAAUCCAGAAUGGACAAGUAAUCCGUCCCAUGUUUUUAAAUCACAAGUGUUUGCCUUUUAUGUUCUAGCUUUAACUGUUCUGGCUUCGUGAUUCUCUGGCCUUUUUUAAGCUGAUAGUUCUUGAAUCCUGAGGAAAGGUUAUUCUUUCUAACAUGUAUGAAAAUCUGCCAAGUUUCUUUUCAUUAAAUGCCCUUGAAAUAAAUGAAGAGAAUGCAAGAAGAGCAUUGCAUUUAGGACCACACCACAGAAAUUUAGUGAAUAGCAUUCUUGUUAAUAACACAAAACUGAACACAGUGAAUCCAAACAACUCUUUGUGUUCAACACAAUUUCUUUAUCCAUUCAGUAACAACAGAAGCAUGACCAUUAGUGUAUCCCCAAAAUAACUAACUCUAAAAUGUAUCCAAAGAAAAAUAGGGAGUGACACAAAUACAAAUUCAUUAAUACAAAACAGUGCUCAAAUAUCGUAAAUGAAAAUCGGAUUUGGAUUUUCUUAUAAAUUACUUACAAAUGUCCUACUCCAAAUCCUUUUUUGCCUUACAUCAAAGAUAUGCAUGGUUUCUUAUAUAGUGGCUUCUGGAUCCCUACUAUGGUAGUGCCAAAGGUUCUGCUGCUGACAAAUUCUAGUAGUUUUUCUUGAAAACACGAUGAAUAAAGUGUGUGCGCCUUGUUUUAUGUUAUAGUCACCAAAUUUGCCAAAUGUGAGGAUACAGUCCUUAAUUAGUUUCCAAGAAUCAGUAUGCUUGAAAACUCGGGGAAGCUAUCCAUCUGUUUGAAUCUUAAUAUUGUGAAAGACGAAAUACUUUCCUUGAGAAUUAUUUAGGUAUUUUUAAAUGUCAGUCAUAGCGUUAACUUAUUUUCUUAUCCGUUUCUUGUUAGGAGUAACUGUUAGCAUAAAAUGACUUCUUCCUGUUCUAGGGAUGUGGGAGUGCUUCAAAGUUAAACUAGUAAAUUGUCCACAUUUCCAGUAGCAAAUCAUUAGUGGCACACACUUAGGUUGCUACUGAUGUUUCUAACCAAAUGGAGAUGGGGAUAAAAGGGAAUUUGCUUAUUGUAAAGCCAGUUUGUUUGUAAAUAGUCUGCAAUCUGGAAGUGUUUGUUUUCAGAGUACAACAAAACCAGGUUUAUCUAAGUUGGUCAUGACUUUCAACUUAUUACAAGAUUUUGUUUCAAAUAAGAGACCAAACUUCUUUCAAUAUAUUAUAUGGUUAUCCCUUUUUAAUAAUGUUGCCAUUUUAACCAUAACUUAGCACUCAGUGUGGUCCAUUGCAAAUUAACGUUGAUUUCAUACAGAUUGUGAAUCAACCCCACAUUUGCUCAGAGGCUCACAGGAGCAACAGCUGAUAGCUAUAGGCAUCUGCAGGAGAAUGGCAUCUCUUCAUUUGCUUAACACAUUGUGCAGGUCUAUUGUAGCUGUUAGUUCUAGUAACUGCUGCAGUAAUCAUAGUUCUCUCCGCAUGUAAGUGGUUAAUGCAUAGACGGUAGAUUGAAUUAGAGGCUUCAUGCUUCUAAUUUCAGAGUCAUCUUUUCCAGUACAAAACCAAGUCUUCUAGUUAACUUGUGAUGGACUUGUGUGUCCUUCCUGGUUCAACACAUGUUCAUAUUACAGUUCAAACUACUGAAACUUCUGUAUAAUUAAAGUAAUAUACAGUAAAGUCACCACUUCAGCAAUCAAUACUAUUGUUUGCCUUGAAAAGAAGAAAUCAAUUUAUUCUGUAUAAUAAUGCAAUUAUUUGCUUUAAAUUAUAGCAUGAGAAUUUUUAAAAACUGCAAUAGUGGUUGAGCUCAUCAAGUUCUUUACAUAUUGCAACCAAGGAGCAUCAUUUGUAUAUGAAAACUGAAGAAAAAAAUGGUGUCUGGAACACUAGAGAUUGACUGGUUUUCUUCAGUAUUUUUUUCUCCUCUGCAUGAAUGUAAGUUUUACUUUUUGUUGAACAUUAGAGGUCUUAUGUUUUCAGGCCUUUUUAUAAAUUUGUGGAAUAAACAGUUAUGAAGCUGG